AUCUCACUGCCUAUUACACGCAUCUUGCUUUCUCUCGCAGAAAUCUCACUUUCUACCAGACGAAUCGCGCUUCCCAGCAUAGUCUCCUCGAGCUCUAUCCUACAAUCGGCCAUUAUGUCGUAUGAAAUGUCGACACAACACGCGACUCGCGUUGGAGCAAGACCAUUCAAUCAUAGCCAAUCUCAAGCUGCUGAACAAGAAUACGACCGUCUUCGAGACCUUGCCCGACAGGAAGCUGGAAAACGGUCUUCAUGUUUUGCCAAAUCACAACAAGCAUAUUCCAACGGCGACGGGGCUGCUGCACAUACACUAUCUCAGCAGGGAAAAGACCAUGGAGCAAGAAUGGAACAAUACAACAAACAGGCUUCCGAAUACAUUUUUCGAGAGAACAAUGCCGAUGGUAGAGUACCAGCAGACACUAUUGAUCUGCAUGGCCAGUUCGUUGAAGAGGCAGAAGACAUUCUUGAGGAGAGAAUUCGAUAUGCUCAGUCCCAUGGACAGAAUCAUCUUCAUGUAAUUGUCGGCAAGGGGAAUCACAGCGUCAACCACGUUCAGAAGAUUAAACCCCGUGUUGAACAAGUUUGUCAAGAGUUGGGAUUGCAAUACCACGUCGAGCCUAAUGAAGGACGAAUCUACGUUGAUCUGACUGGUGGUCAGGUAAAUAUGCAGCAUGUCAACAACUGGGGAGGAUAUCAAUCACAACAAGGAUACCAACAGUCGUAUCCAGGAGGACAACAGCAGCAGCAACAAUAUGGGCAGCAACAACAUGGGCAGCAACAGCAAUACGGAAAUCAGCAACAACAGCAACAGUAUUAUGAUCAAGGACAAAACCACGGAAGCCAACAACAAAAUCUAAUUGCAAAGAUCAUUAACAAGCUGUUAAAAAUGCUGUGUGGAUGAUCUCGAUGUCGAUACUCGACUGACCGGAACGUUUAACAGUGUGUCGCAUGUUGGUCAUCAUAUCCACGACGCGACAGCGGCAGCAGCAUCAACAGGCAGACGCCAUGUUCGAUUCACAGUUCAGUACCGGAUCUCGGCGACAACUCCGACCACAAUUCGUCCGCUGGCCAGCAAAGUCGGGGUCAGGCUUGACGUUAGCUAACG
This is a messenger RNA of Exophiala viscosa, 1104 nucleotides long. RefSeq names its product smr domain-containing protein. Bases 115 to 900 code for a protein of 261 amino acids. NCBI's taxonomy places the organism in Eukaryota, Fungi, Ascomycota, Eurotiomycetes, Chaetothyriales, Herpotrichiellaceae. The transcript is spliced from 2 exons. The record is from RefSeq and is a predicted model, not a curated record.